Molecule: messenger RNA, 1410 nt
Organism: Cynocephalus volans (Philippine flying lemur)
Lineage: Eukaryota; Metazoa; Chordata; Mammalia; Dermoptera; Cynocephalidae
Product: zinc finger protein 584-like
Exons: 4
Coding region: 136-1410 (424 amino acids)
Biological process (GO): negative regulation of transcription by RNA polymerase II
Molecular function (GO): DNA-binding transcription repressor activity, RNA polymerase II-specific
Source: RefSeq, a predicted model, not a curated record
CCUAUCUUCGAAGGUUCAACGGUGGCCGGAGGAUAACUGCGCCCAGGCCGGGGUGGCGGGGAAGCGUUUCAGUUCGGUCCGCCAGUCGGGUCCUGGUCAGCGCUUCUCGCGGCCCCGCUCCGUCGACAGGUUCCAAUGGCCAAGGAUGCGCCAGGCCUUGCUAUGUUUGAGGACGUGGCUGUGUAUUUCUCCUGGGAGGAGUGGGGGCUCCUUAGUGUGACCCAGAGGAGCCUAUACCGUGAUGUGAUGCUGGAGAACUUUGCACUCAUUAGCUCACUGGGAUUUGCACCAUCAAGAUCGCAUGUGUUUGCCCAAUUGGAGGGUGAUGAAGAGCACUGGGUGCCCAGCUGGAUGGACGUGACUCCAGUCAGUAGACCAGAGGCCAGGAAGAGUCCUGGUCUUGGUUGUCUGCGUAGUGUGGAUAAUGAAGAAGCUCCAUCCAGGCAAGAGAAAAGUUGCAGAGUCCACCUGUCAGAAAAGCCCUUCGUGUGUGGAGAGUCUGAGAAGGAUAUUCCAGCCACCUUAGACCUCCUCCAGCACCAGCCCACCCAUAGCAAGGGGAAGCUAUGCAGAAGCACUGAGCAAGGGGCAGCUUUCCUGCCCAGCUCCAAUCACAGGCAGCAGCAGGGAGUCCACACCGCACAGAAGCCCUUCAAGUGCAGUGACUGCGGGAAGAUCUUCUUGAAGGCCUUCGCUCUCCUUGACCACCUGAUAACUCACUUGGAAAAGAGACCCUUCAAAUGCCCGAUAGGCAGAAGUGCCUUCAAGGUGAAAUCAACUCAUGUUAAUCACCGAAAAAUUCAUGCUGGAAAAACAUCCCAUGUGUGUAACGAGUGUGGGAAGGCCUUCAGUUACCCAUCUAAACUGAGGAAGCACCAGAAGGUUCACACAGGCAUAAAACCUUUCAAGUGUAGUGAAUGUGGGAAAACCUUCAACCGCAAAGACGCACUUGUUCUGCACCAGAGGAUUCACACUGGAGAAAGGCCUUAUGAGUGCAGCAAAUGUGGGAAAGCCUUCAGCGUUCUGUCUACCCUCAUUCGACAUCGAAAAGUUCACAUUGGAGAAAGGCCCUAUGAGUGCAGGGAAUGUGGAAAGUUCUUUAAAUACAAUAAUAGCUUCAUUCUUCACCAGAGAGUUCACACUGGAGAAAGGCCUUUUGAGUGCAAGCAAUGUGGAAAAACCUAUGUGACCCACUCUGGCCUGUAUCAGCACUGGAAAGUUCACACUGGAGAACGGCCCUAUGAGUGCAGCCUCUGUGGGAAAACCUUCACCACCAGGUCCUACCGCAAUCGGCACCAGCAAUUUCACACUGAAGAGAGGUCCUAUGAAUGUACAGAAUGUGGGAAAACCUUCAAACAUAGUUCUACACUCCUUCAGCACAAGAAAGUACACACUGGAGAAAGGCCUUAG